Rhizophagus irregularis DAOM 181602=DAOM 197198 is the source of this 778-nucleotide messenger RNA. RefSeq lists its product as uncharacterized. The record is from RefSeq and is a predicted model, not a curated record. NCBI's taxonomy places the organism in Eukaryota, Fungi, Glomeromycota, Glomeromycetes, Glomerales, Glomeraceae. Gene Ontology annotation, biological process: peptidoglycan catabolic process; peptidoglycan turnover. Gene Ontology annotation, molecular function: N-acetylmuramoyl-L-alanine amidase activity.
AUGUCAAUAUCUAUAAAUAGGCAUGAGAAAUAUUUCCAAGUCUGUAACAUAUGAUUUUCAAUAUAGUUAUGACAGAACAACAAAAACGACAAGAACAAGGUACUUUUUAUUUUAACGACGUACCAUAUACCGUUCCAUUUUCCGUAAUUGAUUAUAAAGACGAACAAAGAGGAUAUUCAUUUGCUGAACAUUGGGAAGACAACUAUGGAGUUCGUGGAGUUCCAAGUGGAAAUGGAAUAAACGGUAUAGUAUUACAUUGGGACGUAUGUGCAUCAGUAAAACAUUGUUUUCGUACAUUAUGCCAAAGAGGAAUUUCAGGACAUAUAUUGAUAGAUGGGGAUGGAAGCGUGUAUCAAAUUUUGGAUUUAGAAAAAAUGGCAUAUCAUGCAAAAGGAUGGAACAAUCCUUCAAUUGGGAUAUUUUUACAGAAUCCCGUUGAUCAAUCUAAAAAUGAUCGAAAUAGAGAAUCUACUAAGAGCAGAGAGCCUGGAAAAAAUAAACUAUACCCUCACUUGGAUUUUACUGAUGAACAAAAAGAAAUGAUAGUAAAAGUUUGUGAUGCUUUAUGUCAAAUUUUUCCUAAUAUACCAAAAAUUUUACCACCUCUUGGUGAUGAUGGUUUAAUUACUACUGCUGUUUUACCGAAAAGUGAGAGGGUUGGCAUUCUUGCUAAUUAUAAUGUUCAAAGUGGCACUUUGGGUCCUGGUGAUUCCUUAUGGGUAGAAUUUUAUCGAGCUAAGUUUCCAAUUAGAAACUUAUAAUUAUUUUCUACUUGUAG